Plasmodium fragile is the source of this 3522-nucleotide messenger RNA. RefSeq lists its product as uncharacterized. The record is from RefSeq and is a predicted model, not a curated record. Gene Ontology annotation, molecular function: tubulin binding. Gene Ontology annotation, biological process: protein folding; tubulin complex assembly; microtubule-based process. Gene Ontology annotation, cellular component: cytoplasm; prefoldin complex. The coding region runs from base 1 to 3522 and encodes 1173 amino acids. NCBI's taxonomy places the organism in Eukaryota, Apicomplexa, Aconoidasida, Haemosporida, Plasmodiidae. The transcript is spliced from 14 exons.
AUGUCAUUUGACGAUUUGACGGACAAUACGAGGUCCGUCCGGAACAUCCCGGGGGCUAAGUUCAUAGUUAGCGAACAGAUAAACAAAGAACACGUAACAGAAUUUCUGCAAAAUAAAAAUGAGGAAACAGUUCUUCGCCUGGCCAAGGAGCUCCUAUUGAAAUACAAAUUCAUGGAGCAUACUUUUGUAACUAGACAGAUCAAUACGGAGAAAAAAAUCCCCGAAUUAAAAGAUGCCCUAAAAGUAGUAAACGCCCUUUACAAAAGAAAGGAAAUGAACGACAGCAAAAACUUGGAGCUGUAUUUUCCCCUGGAGGAGUCCCUGUACGCCAGGGGAGUUAUCGACAAAACGGAUAACAUUUUACUUUGGCUGGGGGCCAACGUAAUGGUUGAAUUCCCCUUUAAAGAGGCAGUGGAGCUACUGAAUCACCACUUGGAUAGGGCAGUAAAUCUGUACGACGAAAUGGACAAAGAGCUUCAGUGGCUGCACGAACAAAUAUCAACCACAGAAAUUAACAUAUCGAGAAUUCACAAUUAUAGUAACACGGCCGCCUUAGCACCAGCGACAAAGAAGUUAAAUGAUAAGUGCACCCCAAACCUUUUUAAUAACAAUGCAGACCAUUUGGUGGAGUUAAACGAACUAAGGGAGUAUAAGCGGAUCAUGUCUGAAAAGGUGAAGAAGUACGAAAUUGCGGUGUAUUCGUAUAAAAACCAAAUACGAAAUUUAAAGAGAAAUCAACUCCACGGGGGGGACGUGAACAUACAACUCAUAAACGUCUUCAUUAACGCCAUCUGUGAUAUAGUGCAGCACAUCUGCUCGGACGUGCGCACACCGGUCUUGGCCCUCCUCCCGUUAAUCCAUUCCAUACUGAAUUCGAUCACCGUGAGGGAUAAAAAAAUAUACCGGUGCACAAAAUUGAUCCAUACAGUAUUAACCCAAAUAGGAGAUACACACGUGGAGAAGGGUACUGGAGAGAGAGCCCAAGAGGAGGAGGCGGAGACAAAGGAUGAACUUGUUCCUCACAAAUUAGAAGACCUAGAGUGGAUAGCUUCCGAAACUGAUGAUAAGGGGUGGUUAGCCAUUAGUGACAGAUGGGAAUUAUGCAAGAGGGAUUUAAAAUGGUUGUGUGUGAAGACAAACAACAGGUCAUGGUUAUUGUAUCGGCACCUCUGGGAACACUGCUCCAAUGAUCUGAAAUAUGUAUCUGUCCUAUUUGAUGAUAAGAAAUGGCUACAUCUGCAUAAUGUUUGGAAAUUCAUUCCCCUCAGUUUGAAAUUAAGGGCUAUCUCUUCAAAGGACCCAAGUGUUUGUAAGCCAUCCUUGACUGAAAUGAUUUUAAAGGAUGAUGAUAUUUAUCAGGACAAUACAUUACCGCUCAGUUCGCACUUUUUGAGUAAGCCGAACUUGUGGAGUGAUCCCCAUUUGGCAGGUGACCCUUCAUCACCCAAGUGCCUCCCACACAGCCGCAUGGGAAUAUACUCACAUAGGAAUAGCACUCAUUUGUAUGCAAGUGACCCCCUGGGGAGGAAAGAACAUAAAAAGUUGUUAUUACUUCGUACUCAAGUUGAAGAGGGGGAGAAUUUCCUAAAGGAGUCAUUCCGAAAUGGAGUGUCUAGCAUGGAGAAGGGAACCCUUGAAGGAGGAGGGGUCCACAAAAGUGAAAAAAUGUUGAGAUCCUCUCCUGUUAACCGUAUAAAAAAGGAUAAUCACUGUGUAGGGAGAAUGCUUUACUCGGUUAAUUCAGGACGGGGGAGAGUCACUCCUGUGCCGCGUCCCGCUCCAACUCCCCUUUCGAAAGGUGAAGGUUGGAAAUUAUUGUCAACCGGAAGAGGUGUCAACAGAACAUGCGCACCGCAUAAUAGGCACGAGGAUGAAGGAGAUAAUGUAGCAGCCUCUUGUGCUGAAAAAGAGGCUAAUCGAGUUGGCAGCUUGGGUAGAAGUAAAUACUCCAAUGAGAUCCAUGUCAAGGGAAUUUCUAACAGAAAGGAAGCCCAGGAAGAUGUGUCUAAAGGUGGGGGAUUCACCCAGAAAGUUACUCCAAAGGAUUAUAAACAGAAUGGUUUGCACACAGUUGAGAGUUAUAAAGAGGAGCUGGACAAAAUACAGGGGAGUAAAAAUAUCAUGAGGGGUAAAAUUUUUUUUUCAAAAGUAUCAAAUGGGGAAUCGCCAAUGGGAAAUCAAAAAAAGCAAAGUUGCUAUUAUAAAGGUACCGAUAUGAGUACCAAGGUGGUGGAACAAAGAAGUGGCCUUUCAGCUGAACCCCACAUUGUAAAAGAAGGAAAUAACCGAAGUGGAGUGGAAGGUACAGAUGAAACGAAUACCUUGGGAGAGAAUAUUGUAAAAAGUUCAAAGGCAGGCGUAUAUCGUAGACUACUCGUGCCCCCCCUUCAGAAAGGAAAAAUUGUACCAAAAGGCAAAGGACCACAUUUAGGAGCAUAUACUCCAAUUUUGAAGCAUCCACUUAGUGCCAAAGGCUCAGAAGUAGAACAGAAAGGUAGCAGUAAUUUGUCCGUGCAAAAUGGAAGAGUGAAGAAAAUGUUGAAUGGCCCAAAGAAAAUACCCCCCGUUACUGAGGGAUUAAAAAGCCUUCUGAAAAUAAAAGAACCAAAUGGGAAGAAUAUUUCUGAUUUGUUAAAGACAAAAAGUUUCAAGGAAAGUCCAUUGGAUUUAAAAAAAAGUGGCAGCAAUGUGCACUUAGACGAGGUGGACCUCGCUACUUCGAGUGAAGAUGGUGGCAAAGAAGAGGAGAUCCAAGCGAGCGCGCCACACAAGGAGGAGAGUCCCAAGAAGGCGCCCAAGGGGAGCACUAGUACAUAUUUGUCUGACCUAUUUAAUGCAUUCAAUUUCACGAGGAAUGGAAAGUUAGGAAGGGCAUCGAGCCGCAGUGAUGACGCGGAGAGGGAGGAACGGAGCAGUGAAUUUGAUACUCCUGGGGAAGAGAAAAGUUCGGAACCCAGCGACGAUUCUGGUGCGGAACAGGAGCAGCAUAGGGAUCAGAUAGCUAGCGACGUGGAAGGUGAAGCCUUUCCAGGGGUAGACAGCGAUAAGGGGAGCGAUAAAGGAAGCGCGGAUGGCAACACAGAUAGCAGCACAGAUGGUAACGCAGAUGACAGCACGAAAGACCGUGCGCAUCCCAUGGGGAGGAGGAGCUUAGAGGGGUAUUCAAUGAAGACGGACUUCCUGCAGCUUAAGAAGUCGGUAUCGAGUGCUGGCUCGCCAAGCGAUAUGGUCGCCCAGUUUCAGGGCGAGCCACUGCCCCAAACGAUUGGCCAUCUGGACCAAAACAACGCAAAGGGGUUCUCCUCCCUCAUUUUGGAAAAACCCAUGCAGAAGUUUCCCCCACGAAAGAGUAGCGGCAUUUUGCAAAAGGUCCUGAACGCAGACUUGGUUAAUCUGAAUUAUUCAAAUAAAAGAAUGACUGCAGAAGAAAUUGCAAAGCAUAAGAAUGCAUCGCUCCAUAUAACUGUGAAGAGAAAGGUUUCUUUGUCUUCGUUAAAAAUGAAAGCAGUGCCGAAGCGCUGA